Trematosphaeria pertusa is the source of this 219-nucleotide messenger RNA. RefSeq lists its product as uncharacterized. The record is from RefSeq and is a predicted model, not a curated record. Lineage: Eukaryota; Fungi; Ascomycota; Dothideomycetes; Pleosporales; Trematosphaeriaceae. The transcript has 2 exons. The coding region runs from base 1 to 219 and encodes 72 amino acids.
AUGUUGCCCGGAGACGCCUACUUCAUCCUCAGCAACCAGCAAGGCCCACCAUCUCCGGCGAUGGAGCGAGGCGGCGGAUUCUGGGAGCGAGUCCGACGGUAUUCGUUCGGGUCCAGGAACACCGAGGCCAUGAUGUCCGCCACGAACAGACGUGGCUCUAUCUCCAGCCCAGAAGGCCCCCGCGAGGACAGACGUCCGGGCACAGUCGGCAAAGAGUGA